GUCUACCGGAUAUUUCCGGGUUUGCGGUUUUGUUUUGUGUAUUAGAUUUAAGUUCUCCAUGCUGGCGUCUGAUGCAGCGCAUGUUUGCAGCUACAACUUAAAUAUUUUGUAUUAAUUGUCCAUCCGGCCAAGAGCACAUUCCUUUCACCACGUUCUUCAAUAAACUUGAAACACAGUUUGAUUGGGUGGUUUAUCUGCUUAUACGCAGUGACAGUGAAAGGAAUGCGAGCAGCCUACUCUGGACAUGGCAUACAGAUACAUGAACUCUGUUCCUGUGACCCCUGAGGAUGGGGACGUUCGCCCCGAGAGACAGUUGAACACUGGUUUGAACCCUGGAUCAUCUAAGAGACUCAGUUUAGAGGCGGCAAAGGUGCGUCUAGAUUUUGUCAAAAAGGAAAAUGAACUUAAACAAAUGGCACUUGAUAUCCAAAAACAAAUGGACGAGUUAUUGGCGAGAAAGCAGGUUGCAGAGGCAGAGCUAUUCAUGGUGGAGGAAGACCAUAGGUCGGACAUAUCUGAAUUUGAUAAUCUGAGUGUCGUAGAUGAUUUCGUUCGUGAUCUUGAGCCACCACCCUCGCCAUUGAAUAUGUUAGCGUCGGAGCUCGAACCUCAGAGACAGAACCAAUGGGAACAAGCCUUUCCAUCAUGCCCACCUACCGUGGCCACUGCAGCUGUUCCAGUGUACACCCUGUCCAGGUUUGCAGGUGCUCCUGUGACCCCUGGCUUUCCAGCCUAUAUACCUACAGCAAAGGAACCGCCUGCAUGGACAGAUCCUGUGACCCCUGGCUUUCCAACCUAUAUACCCAUAGCAAAGGAACCGCCUGCAAGGACAGAUCCUGUGACCCCUGGCUUUCCAGCCUACAUACCCACAGCAAAGGAACCGCCUGCUCCCCCUGCAGGGACAGAACCACAACCCUUGUUCACAGACUUUGCUAGAUUCUGGUUCAAGAAAGACCUCGUAACCAAGAUAGACUUGUUUGAUGACAAGCCAGAACAUUUUUUGUCGUGGAAGACCAGCUUCCUGCGAGUUAUGAGUGAACUUUCUGUGACCCCAAAUGAGGAACUUGAUUUACUGGUUAAGUACUUAGGACCAAGUUCAAGUGUCGAAGCGAGGAACAUUAAGGCUUGUCAUGCUAGUGACCCUGUAGCGGGUAGACUUAACGUUUGGCGUCGUCUAGAGGAACGGUAUGGAGCUCCUUCCCUUGUUGAGGCAUCGAUCAGGAAGAAAUUAGACAAUUUCAAGACUCUUGACAGUCAGGAUGGAAAGGAACUGUAUAAGCUUUGUGAUAUUCUGAACGAAAUUCAGUCCCUGAAGGACAACACCAUAUUCGCUGAUUUGUUAGCCCAGUUCAACACAUCUGUCGGUAUAUCACCUAUUGUAGCCAAGCUACCCAGGAAGCUUCAAGACAAAUGGACUAACAUAGCUUUCAGAUACAAACAGCAGAACUGUGCACAAUACCCUCCAUUUGAACACUUUCUGAAAUUUAUCAGGGAAAUGGCAGCUAUGUGCAAUGACCCUGGACUUGCGUACAAUUUACCUAAGAAGGAAACUUAUCACAACACAAGGAGUGCAGGGCACAGGAAGACUGUAUCGGUGCACAAGACUAAUGUUUCCAGGGACAAUCAGACAGACAUGGAUACUAGUGAUACAGGGCGACAGAAAUUCACUUCAGAUGUAUCUACUCGAUGUCCAGUACACAAGUCUAAACAUUCACUGAAUGAAUGUGAAACCUUUAGGAAGUGGAGGUUAGACAAGCGUCGUUCGUUCUUGAGACAACACUCUAUUUGUUUCAAGUGUUGUGCAUCAACUCAACACCAGCAGUCCUCAUGCACCAAUAGUUCUCCAUGUUCUGUGUGCAGGAGCACACUUCAUCCUACAGCCAUGCACUGGUAUAGGAAGGACUCGUGUGAAGGAGAAAGUAAGGAAAGAGCACUCACCUCAGAUCAUGGCGGGGAGGGAACAGAGAUUUCCUCGAAGUGCACUACACUGUGUGGUUUGGCCAACGGUGGACGUUCAUGUGCCAAGAUUGUUCUAGCGAAAGUGUUUCCAUGUGACCGUCCGCAAGAUGCUGUGACUGUGUAUGUAUUGCUCGAUGAUCAGAGCAACCACACCCUAGCUCGAUCUGAACUUUUGAAUCAACUUGGUGUCAAGUCAGAUCCGAUUCCGUACAGACUUAAAUCAUGUGCCGGAGUGACCGAGACAUCUGGAAGAAGAGCAGUGGGGUUUUGUAUUCAGUCGAUAGAUGGACAAGCCUGUCACAAGCUUCCGCCCAUCAUAGAGUGCAACGACAUUCCAGAUAACAUGAUGGAAAUCCCGACUCCAGAAGUCGCUCGUGCCCACCCUCACUUACAACACAUCGCCAAGGAACUCGACCCGCUCCGUACAGAUGUCGGUAUACAGCUCCUGAUUGGAAGGGACUUGGUGGACGUACAUCAGGUGCAAGGUCAGGUGACAGGACCCCCCUCAGCUCCCUUCGCCCAGAAGCUGAGUCUUGGAUGGGUGAUAAUUGGUGACGUGUGUUUGGAUGGUCAUCACAAGCCAAGGGAUCUCAGUGUUCUGAAGACCAAUAUUCAGCACGAUGGUAGAGGAACGAUAUUCACCCCAUGUGAAAACAGUUUUCAUCUGAAGGUCCAAGGCCCUACUAACUGCAGAUCCUCUCAGGCCCUAGAUUUCAAGGGAGACAAUGUGUUUUACACAGACAGACAUGAUAACAAGGUGGGCAAUUCAGUGGAAGAUCGUGAAUUCCUGUCUUUGAUGGACAAAACCUUUCAGAAGAAUUCUAGUGGUAAUUGGACCUCUCCACUUCCGUUCAAGGACAUUCGUCCUAAGCUUACGAACAACAGAGCUCAAGUCUUCAAACGAGCUGUCAACCUUGACCAAGGUUUGAAGAGAAACCCAGAGAAACUCAAGCAGAUGUGUGAAUUUAUGGAAAACAUUUUCAACACAGGAGCAGCAGAAAGAGCCCCACAGAUAGUAGAUAGACAUGAGUGUUGGUACAUCCCGAUAUUUGCUGUAACUCACCCUAAGAAGCCUGGCAAAGUUCGAGCCGUAUUCGAUUCAUCAAUCGUGUACCAAGGAUGCUCAUUAAAUGACAGUCUAUUGUCCGGUCCAAACCUGACGAACAACUUACUAGGAAUCUUGUUACGAUUUCGCAAGGAUUUGUGUGCGAUAGCAGGAGACAUCCAGCAGAUGUUUUACCGUUUCUUUGUAAACGAAAGAGAUAGAGACUACUUACGGUUCUAUUGGUAUGAGAACAACGAUCCACAUAGUCAGAUGGUAGAGUACCGUAUGACCGUCCAUGUGUUCGGGAAUCGGCCUUCCCCCGCAGUGGCAACAUAUGGGCUUAGACGGGCAGUACGAGACGCGGAUCCCGAUGUAGUCAACUUUGUACACCAGGACUUUUAUGUUGAUGACGCAUUGAUGUCUCGACCUACUCCUGCGCAAGUCACAGACCUUAUGAAACGAACUCGGAAAGUACUUGAUGAAGAGGGGAAAAUAAGAUUACAUAGGAUUGUGUCAAAUGUACAAGAGGUUGUUGAUGCGUUCCCUCCAGAGGACCUGGGUAAGGACGUGAAGGACUUGUCAAUUGGUGGUGACAAUGAUUCGGUUCAGCACAGCCUUGGAUUGGCUUGGAAUCUGAGAUCUGACUGUUUCGUCUUCCAGAAGCCAGAUGCUGAUGUUCCCUUCACUCGCCGUGGAAUCCUUUCAAGGGUCAACAGUAUCUUUGACCCCAUUGGCUUUCUGUCUCCAGUGACGAUAUGUGGGAAGAUGAUUCUACGUGAGAUGUGUACAGGGAGUCCGAGCUGGGAUGAUCCUUUACCAGAAGAGUACCGAGAUAGAUGGGAGAGUUGGAGCAAGUCCCUUGAUCAGUUGAGCAGUCUACAGAUUCCCAGGAUGUUCGUUCCACAGUCGCUGAGCUUAGCAUCAGAUCCACAACUGCUGAUAUUUUCCGACGCAUCUGAAACAGCGAUUGCGGCUGCAGCUUACCUGAAGGUGAAGCAGGAUGUUGGAUUUGUCAUGGGAAAGUCUAAACUUGCACCUCUAGCAGGGCAUAGUAUUCCACGACUGGAGCUGUGUGGUGCUGUACUGGCGGCAGAAAUAGGAGAAUUUGUGUCAGAUCAUCUCUCUAUCCCAACGUCAUCGAUCCAGUAUUUUACAGACAGUAAGGUUAUAUUGGGAUACAUUAAAAACAGGACAAGACGAUUUUACAACUAUGUAAGUAAUAGGAUUGCUAGGAUUCAUGCUGUGUCAUCCCCUAGCCAGUGGAGCUACGUACCCACUCACCAGAACCCGGCUGAUGCAGCAACUAGAGGAUCAGUUGCGGACAUUAGUAAUAUGUUAGACACAUGGCUUGUUGGACCAGUGCAGUUUUGUUCAAGGAACCUAGCAGCAUGUGAACCUGAAGUAGAUUACCCACUCAUCAGCCCUGACGACGAUAAGGAUGUUCGUCCUGAAUUGAGCACCUUUAAGGCUGAUGUACAUGUAUUGACCAACCUGCCCCCAAUCGAGGAUCGAUUCAGUAAAUUCUCUACUUGGGACAGUCUUGUGGCCGCAUUUUCCACACUUCGUCAUGUAGCUGCCUCCUACCGAGGUUCCAGUGACUGUACUGGUUGGCACAUGUGCCAGAGCACUACUUGUGAAUCGACACUCAAAGACACUGAACAUUUCAUAAUUAGAUGUGUACAAGCUCAGGCCUUUGAUGCUGAAAUUGAAGCAAUUGAAAAUAAACACAACCUACCUAGGGACAGCCGAAUUCAGAAUUUAUCUCCCUUCAUUGAUGAUAAUGGUCUGCUCAGAGUUGGAGGUCGUUUGAACAAGCUGAAGAGUUCAGGACUUUCUUCCGUCAACCCUAUUAUAGUCCCCAAUGGACAUGUGGCAGUACUACUGGUACGUUUCAUCCAUAACAAGGUUUUUCACCAGGGCAGAAUGAACACUGAAGGCGCUGUACGUUCUCACGGCUAUUGGAUCCUGGGAGCAAGGAGACUUGUAUCCUCCCUCAUUCAUGUUUGUGUUGUGUGCCGGAAGCUCCGAAGGAUGCCCCAGGAACAGAAGAUGGCAGAUCUCCCUGUCGAUCGUCUCACCCCAGGACCCCCAUUUUCCUCUGUUGGACUCGACGUUUUUGGUCCGUGGCCAGUAGUUACCAGAAAAACACGUGGUGGGUCAGCGCAGAGUAAAAGAUGGGCCGUCUUGUUCACUUGCUUAACUUCCCGAGCAGUCCACAUUGAAGUAAUUGAGGACAUGUCCAGCUCCUGUUUUAUCAACGCCCUAAGACGCUUUAUAGCCUUGCGUGGACCAGUAAAGCUUUUUCGCUCGGACAGGGGAACAAAUUUUAUUGGAGCUGUGGACGACCUUCAUGUGAAUGCCAUCAAUGUUGAAGACACUGUGAUGAAGACUUACCUGAAGGAGAACAGAGCAACCUGGUUGUUUAACGCCCCUCAUGCGUCACAUAUGGGAGGUGUAUGGGAAAGAGUUGUAGGUAGUGCUCGCAGGAUUUUAGACUCUAUGCUGCUUCAAGACGGAGGCAAGGAAUUGACACAUGAAGUGCUAGUCACAUUCAUGGCGGAGGUGUGCGCCAUACUUAACUCUCGCCCGAUAGCGCUUGAUACAGACCCGUCAUCGCCCAUGGUGCUGAGUCCAAACGUACUAUUGACCCAGAAGCAGGGAGAAGUUGGAUCGUUCUCGGAACAUUUGGGUAUCAAGGACAUGUACAGAGCCAGCUGGAAACAUGUUCAGGUGCUGUCUGAUAUGUUUUGGAAGAAGUGGCACGUUACGUACUUGGACAGUUUACAGAAGAGACAGAAGUGGUACUCGAGUAAAGAGAAUCUCAAGACCGGAGAUGUUGUACUCUUGCGUGAGAAGAAUGUCCAUAGGAAUCUGUGGCCGAUGGGGAUAAUCGAGCGCCCGAUUGAGAGCAAUGAUGCGAUGGUCCGGAAAGCUGUUGUUCGUGUCGCCAAGGACAGGAAGGUGUACACCCGACCAAUAACCGAGAUGGUUCUCCUACUUGAGCAGUAACCGUGUGAAUUACUUUAUUUCAGUUAUGUAGUUAUACUAGUUAUGUGGUUGAUAGUUUGAGAUUUUUGUCCAUUUUAUUUAGUGAAUAGUUAUAUCUUUGAUAUAAGACGGGGAGUGUAGUGUCAGCGAAUCAGUUUAGGUAUGACUUGUUUUGUAGUCUACCGGAUAUUUCCGGGUUUGCGGUUUUGUUUUGUGUAUUAGAGUUAAGUUCUCCAUGCUGGCGUCUGAUGCAGCGCAUGUUUGCAGCUACGACUUAAAUAUUUUGUAUUUGUCCAUCUGGCCAAGAGCACAUUGUAAGUUUAUAUUUUUGCAAAUGUUUGAUAUGAUUAUAGUAUGUGAUUUUGCUUAAAUGUCGGCAUAGGUGUCAUACAUUGAAUUUGUGUAUUUUCUAGUCAUGUCUAAAAAUAGCAGAUACUGCCAAAUUUGUAGUGUACGAUUUUGCAUUGAUAUAUUUGCAUAGUUUGCUCAAUGAGAUAUUGUGAGAUAUUGCGAGAUAUUAUGAGAUAUUAUUACUAUGAAUUUAAGUGGAAUUUAGUCUAAAUCUAUUCCUGUAAUUUUCAAAAUGUAUGUAAAUCAGAUUAAUGGCAAUUUAUUGGUAAUCUAGUCAGUAUAUUGGUUGUAUGUAUGAUUGUCUGUUAUUUGAUUACAUUGUAUGUACAAAUUCAUUUUUGUAUGUUUCAGCCUUUCACCACGUUCUUCAAUAAACU
This is a messenger RNA of Saccostrea cuccullata (small rock oyster), 6720 nucleotides long. RefSeq lists its product as uncharacterized. Gene Ontology annotation, molecular function: nucleic acid binding. Bases 245 to 6013 code for a protein of 1922 amino acids. The transcript is spliced from 2 exons. The record is from RefSeq and is a predicted model, not a curated record. Lineage: Eukaryota; Metazoa; Mollusca; Bivalvia; Ostreida; Ostreidae. Gene Ontology annotation, biological process: DNA integration.